AUGGCUGAUUCCACCCACUCGGGGGAUUGGGACCACGUCUCUCUGUUCCAACGUGCCGUCACUUUGCUCCUCGCGCCCGUCCACCUCCUGACCUCACGCGUCGCAGUCAAAGCCUACCUCAGUACCCUUCUGCUCCUGACUACGUCGACCAUUCUCAUCGCCGUCUCAUCCACCGCCUACGGGCUCUUCUACUACAACUACAUCCCGCAGAUCAACCUCGAACGCGUCGUCUACUUGCAAUAUGUUCCUGGUGCGCAUCCUUACGCAACCACAGCCUUGGACGCAUCCGCUUUGGUGUCGCAGCAAGCAUACGAUGUGGAAUUGAUUGUGAACAUGCCCAGAACACCUACAAACCUAGAGGCCGGGAACUUCAUGUUGGACUUGUCACUGCUUGGGCCGGGGAUCAACGCGAAGAAGCUUCCGGACACUGUCACAGCCUGGCUGGCCAACCUCACCUCGGAGAAUGUCUUAUAUCACUCCCGCCGGCCGGCCAUCCUCCCGUACUCGUCUCCUAUUCUGUCAAUAAGCCACAUGUUCUUACAUUUGCCAUGGCACUUGCUGAAUAUACGUGAUCUCGACUCCUCUCGCUUGGUCGUGCCCAUGUUCGAAAUGCUGUCUUUUCCCCGAGGAUCACGGUAUAUCCCGACGCACGCGAGACUGGAGCUUCAAUCUAGCACCACGCUGCAGGUCUACGACGUUAAACUCGCCUUUCGGGCCAAGUUCCAGGGCCUGCGGUAUCUGGUCUACAACUACCGCGUCACCGCGUUCGUUGUUUUCACAGCUACAUUCUACACGCUCAGUGUCGCCACUAUGGCUUUCGUCUGGGCGGUGGUAUCCGCGUUCAUAUCAUCCAGCAGAGAGCCAGCAAAGAUCAAGCAGAUAGGUGACGAUCAAAAUGGCCAGCUCAAGCCAGAACCAGAGUCCGCAUCGGCUGCCAAAGUCAAGAUGGAGGACGACCCCGACUCCUUUGCACACGGAUUAUCCUUGUCGAAUAUCUCGGAAACUGUAACACAAUUUCCUACCCUUAGAGGACAGACUUCCCGGAGCUUUGUCGAAGGGAGCCCUGUCGUGGAUCGCAAAGAUGACAGGGACGAGGAUGAUGGUCUGACACGACCGAUUGGCGCAGGGGAGGCUGCCGAUGACGAAGAGGACGGUCGAGAAUCUGAAGAAAUACGCGGAAGACCAUUCGAGGGGGACUCUGGCAUCGGUACAAGUAUGGAGAGCGAGCACACCUCGGGAGCUCUCUUUAGAAGGCGCAGCUCGAGGAACAUUUCGCACAAGUGA
Messenger RNA from Capronia epimyces CBS 606.96, 1284 nucleotides. RefSeq lists its product as uncharacterized. The record is from RefSeq and is a predicted model, not a curated record. The transcript is spliced from 2 exons. The coding region runs from base 1 to 1284 and encodes 427 amino acids. Gene Ontology annotation, biological process: lipid storage; lipid droplet organization. Gene Ontology annotation, cellular component: endoplasmic reticulum membrane. NCBI's taxonomy places the organism in Eukaryota, Fungi, Ascomycota, Eurotiomycetes, Chaetothyriales, Herpotrichiellaceae.